Paramuricea clavata is the source of this 461-nucleotide messenger RNA. The record is from the annotation of a GenBank genome assembly. NCBI's taxonomy places the organism in Eukaryota, Metazoa, Cnidaria, Anthozoa, Malacalcyonacea, Plexauridae.
UGUAUAUUAACGAUCUGCCUAAUUGUUUAAAAUACUGUACACCGAGGAUGUUUGCAGAUGAUACGACGCUCACUGUGUGUGGCAAAUCCACACAUGAAAUUUCGUCUGCUUUGAAUCAUGAUUUAAAUAAUGUUAACGAUUGGCUAAUGGCUAAUAAGCUUUGUUUGAACCUUAGCAAAACGGAAUAUAUGCUAAUAGGAUCCAGACACAGCAUCAAUAAUCUUGUUGAUAAUCCUUGUAUUUCUAUUGAUGGUAAACUUUUGAACCGAGUGAUAGUGACUGAGUCUCUAGGAAUUCAUAUUGACCAAUUUCUCUCUUGGGAUUUUUAUAUUGAGAAAUUGACAAAGAAAAUUUCUAGUGGCAUUGGAGCGAUUUCUAGGUUAAAACCGUUUGUAUGCAGAAAUACUCUUAUUUCUGUCUACAACGCUUUAGUUCAAUCAUAUUUUGAUUAUUGUUGUGAG